AUGCCCGGAAACAAGAAAAAGAAGAAGAAAAAAGAAGAAGAAAGAACGAAAGAAAGAGGUGAUAUGAUACACGCUGCGGUGCACGAACCGGAUUUGGUCUAUGCCGAGCCUGAGCAAGCCUGCAGCAGAGAUAUGACAGCCCAGAGCAGGACCUCCAGACGCGACGAGAUGUAUAUAAUAAUGAGCAACACCGUCAAAUUGCAUUCACAAACAGAAUGGCUCGAGGCCAAGGGUUUCGGACGGCUGAGGCAGACACCUUGUAGAAGUGUGCGAACUUUAAAUAUGGUUGAUAUUGCCUUGAGGUGUCGGAUGAGGACUAAAGGCGGCGGAGCUGAGUUUGUUGAAUUUGGUGACGGUAGCAAUCUGGGCGAGGAAGUGCCAAAGCCGAGUCAAGUGAGUCUGAAAGUGCUCUGCAAGCCCGAGCAGGAGAUACGAUUCGAUAUAUGGAUUAAAGAACGGUAG
This is a messenger RNA of Fusarium graminearum PH-1, 462 nucleotides long. RefSeq lists its product as uncharacterized. The record is from RefSeq and is a predicted model, not a curated record. The transcript is spliced from 3 exons. Lineage: Eukaryota; Fungi; Ascomycota; Sordariomycetes; Hypocreales; Nectriaceae. Bases 1 to 462 code for a protein of 153 amino acids.